GGCAGCAGGGACGCGCUGUGCCUUUUUUUUUCGUUCAUGGUUCGGAUCUGCGAGAGGAAGAUGAAGUUCCUGGUCGCUGUCACGGUCAUCGUCGGGUCGGUGAUUUUUCUGCUCUUCCCGAACGGUUCGGACGCCGACGAGAAGAAGAAGGGCCCGAAAGUCACCGCCAAGGUGUACUUCGACAUGAAAAUUGGAGAUGAAGACGUGGGAAGAAUCGUGAUCGGAUUAUUCGGGAAAACGGUUCCCAAGACGGUGGAGAACUUCGCGGCGCUGUCAACGGGAGAGAAAGGAUUUGGCUACAAGGGCAGCAAAUUCCACCGAGUCAUCAAGGACUUCAUGAUCCAGGGAGGAGACUUCACCAGAGGAGACGGCACAGGCGGCAAGAGCAUCUACGGGGACCGUUUCCCUGACGAGAACUUCAAGCUGAAGCACUACGGCCCCGGCUGGCUGAGCAUGGCUAAUGCUGGCAAAGACACUAAUGGCUCCCAGUUCUUCAUCACUACAGUCCAGACCCCCUGGCUCGACGGUAAACACGUGGUCUUCGGAAAGAUUCUGGAGGGAAUGGAUGUUGUGAAGAAGAUCGAGGCCACGAAGACAGAUGGCCGGGACAAGCCUCUGAAAGACGUCACCAUCCAUGAAUGUGGGAAGAUUGAGGUUGAAAAGCCUUUCGCCGUGGCCAAAGAGUAGCGCGCUUGCAGAGAGGACGGGAGCAGGAGGAACGGGGUGGGGGGGGGGGCAGGUGGAAUGGUGUGUGUGUGUGGGUGUGUGUGCGUGUGUGGGUGGGGGGGUGGGUAGGAGCGGGGGCAGGAAGUUGUGCAGGCCACCUUGGGGACGUUGAGCUCUUGUAAAGACGCCAGAACAGCUUCGAUCAAAGCAAUCAUGACGGCACACUUUGGGUCCAUUUUAAUGAUGAGCAUUCCAAGUUGCACUCAACUGUUCUCUGCGUAUUUUUUAAAAAAAAAGUAAAUCUUGAAUAAAGAUUUGGUGUUUUUUUUUUUUC
This is a messenger RNA of Lampris incognitus (smalleye Pacific opah), 1000 nucleotides long. It is a transcript of the gene ppib, whose product is annotated as peptidylprolyl isomerase B (cyclophilin B). The transcript has 5 exons. The coding region runs from base 37 to 687 and encodes 216 amino acids. Gene Ontology annotation, cellular component: intracellular membrane-bounded organelle. The record is from RefSeq and is a predicted model, not a curated record. Gene Ontology annotation, biological process: protein folding; protein peptidyl-prolyl isomerization. Gene Ontology annotation, molecular function: peptidyl-prolyl cis-trans isomerase activity. NCBI's taxonomy places the organism in Eukaryota, Metazoa, Chordata, Actinopteri, Lampriformes, Lampridae.